AUGUAUGAGUUCCAAUUUCAAAAGACUUUGGCACUUCGUUAUUCUGAUGCGUUUUUCUCUAUAGUAGGUGCAAGGAAUAUAUUGUAUGAGUUCCAAUUUCAAAAAACUUUGGCACUUCGAUAUUCUGAUGCGUUUUUUCUCUAUACCAUUGGAAUUCGU
Molecule: messenger RNA, 159 nt
Organism: Dentiscutata erythropus
Lineage: Eukaryota; Fungi; Glomeromycota; Glomeromycetes; Diversisporales; Gigasporaceae
Source: the annotation of a GenBank genome assembly